AUGGACACUUCCGACAAGCAACAGAUGCCUGGGGCGUCGGUUCACUCCACCACCGUCGAGGAUGUGACUAAACAUGACGCGCACGAGGCGGCCGAGCGUGGACAUGUGGCGACAGACGACUGGGGAAAUCCACUUGUCGAGUUCGACGCGGCGACAGAGAAGCGUCUCCGCCGCAAGAUCGACAUGUUUGUCAUGCCCACUGUGUGCCUACUAUAUCUAUUUUGCUUCAUUGAUCGUGCCAACAUCGGAAAUGCCAAAAUUGUGGGAUUUGAAAAGGAUCUCGGUCUGCAUGGCUACGACUACAAUCGUGUCUUGACCCUUUUCUAUAUCUCAUACAUUGUCUUCGAGAUUCCCUGCAAUCUCGUGUGCAAGUGGAUCGGGCCGGGCUGGUUCCUUCCUGCAUCGACGACGGGAUUCGGUGUCUUGACACUGGCCAUGGCCUUUAUCAACGACAUCUCCGCGGCGUACGCCGUUCGAUUCCUCCUGGGGAUCUUCGAGGCUGGAAUGUUGCCGGGCAUCGCCUACUACCUGUCUCGAUGGUAUCGUCGCGAUGAGCUGACCUUCCGCUUGUCGCUCUACAUGGUCAUGACCCCGCUGGCCGGCGCUUUCGGAGGCUUACUGGCCUCGGCAAUUUUGACACUGGAUCACUUUGGAAGUCUCCAUCGCUGGCGGAUGAUUUUCGGAAUUGAAGGCAUUAUUACCCUAUGCCUAGGCUUAAUUGCCUUCCUGACAGUCACGGAUCGCCCCGCCACCGCUCGUUGGUUGACUCAAGACGAAAGGGACUUGGCCAUUGCUCGCAUCAAGUCCGAACGCAUGGCCAGCACAGAAGUCCUCGACCGUUUUGACCGCGCCAAAAUAUACAAAGGCAUCUAUUCACCAGUCACUCUUACCGUCGGCAUGGUGUUUUUGCUCGCUGGCGUCAGCAGUCAAGGACUGGCUGUCUUCCUCCCGACCAUUGUGAAGACUAUCUAUCCCAAGAACAGCGUCGUGAGCCAGCAACUCCAUACGGUGCCGCCGUACGUUGUAGGUGCCUUUACCGCCAUGUUCAUCCCAUACCUCAGCUAUAAGCUCAACACUCGGCAAAUUUUCUUUAUCAUCAGCGCUCCCCCCAUGAUGAUCGGCUACGCCAUGUUCGUGGGCACUCAAGUUACUGAUCCUUAUGCUCGCUACGGUGCCACGUUCCUGAUUACAGCAGGAAUUUUUGUUUAUGGCACUAUGGUCAAUGCGCAAGUGUCUGCCAACGUCAUCUCCGAUACUGCUCGCGCGGCGGCCAUCGGUGCCAACACCAUGCUCGGCAACAUCGGCGGCCUGAUCUCCAUGUGGUCAUAUUUACCCUUUGAUACGCCAGACUUCCGUAUCGGAAAUGGCCUCAAUUUGGCAACAACCAGCUUGAUAUUUCUGCUGUCGGUCGGCCUCUUGCUGUGGAUGCGUGCUGACAACAAGAAACGAGAGAAACGGGAUGCACAAAGCCUCUUGGCCGGCAUGAGCCUGCUCGAAAUUCAAGACCUCGAAUGGAAGCAUCCUUAUUUCAAGUGGAGACCCUAG
Molecule: messenger RNA, 1545 nt
Organism: Cladophialophora psammophila CBS 110553
Lineage: Eukaryota; Fungi; Ascomycota; Eurotiomycetes; Chaetothyriales; Herpotrichiellaceae
Exons: 3
Coding region: 1-1545 (514 amino acids)
Biological process (GO): transmembrane transport
Cellular component (GO): membrane
Molecular function (GO): transmembrane transporter activity
Source: RefSeq, a predicted model, not a curated record